Mucor mucedo is the source of this 610-nucleotide messenger RNA. Its product is annotated as mRNA splicing factor. Lineage: Eukaryota; Fungi; Mucoromycota; Mucoromycetes; Mucorales; Mucoraceae. The record is from RefSeq and is a predicted model, not a curated record. Gene Ontology annotation, cellular component: post-mRNA release spliceosomal complex; U2-type spliceosomal complex. The coding region runs from base 108 to 572 and encodes 154 amino acids. The transcript has 3 exons.
GUGAGGGCAAGCUUUAUUCAUAGCGGAGCACAAAAUAUGCCUCAGUAAGGUUUAUGACUUCGCGCUUCCCAGUUUUUUUUUUUUCUCUUUUCACCUACAAAAUUAUAAUGGAUCAAGAAGCACAAAAAAGAAAAGAGCGUCUCGCUGCUAUUCGAAAGAGAAAAUUAGGGGGACAAGCUGAAAGAUCAACCGAAGAAGCAGAAAAAGCCUUGAAAUUUAGAAGUUAUACACCCAACGACGAUAAAUUGAAAGAACAUGUCGAAAUAGCCACACCAAAUGAUAUCGGAGACACCAUCGAAUCCGAAACAAAAAACCUUACAAAAGAGGCAUUAGCUCAAGCAGCAGAAAAACAAAAAGAAGAAGUUGAUCUCUUCAAUUUAGCACCAAAGAAACCCAAUUGGGACUUAAAGAGAGAUGUAGAAAAGAAAUUAGAAAAGUUAGAUCGCAAAACACAACGUGCCAUUUAUGAGAUUAUUCGACAAAGACUCGAAGGAGAUAAAGAUGCCAACCUUGCUGAGGUAGUUGCCAACGCAGAAGCUCAAAGAAAGUUUGAAGCAGAAGAAGAAGACUGAGGACCCUUUUUUUUUUAUACACAACAGAAUAAACAACG